This is a messenger RNA of Phaeodactylum tricornutum CCAP 1055/1, 909 nucleotides long. RefSeq lists its product with no specific name. The record is from RefSeq and is a predicted model, not a curated record. The transcript is spliced from 3 exons. NCBI's taxonomy places the organism in Eukaryota, Bacillariophyta, Bacillariophyceae, Surirellales, Neidiaceae. Gene Ontology annotation, molecular function: 3'(2'),5'-bisphosphate nucleotidase activity. Gene Ontology annotation, biological process: sulfate assimilation; phosphatidylinositol phosphate biosynthetic process. The coding region runs from base 1 to 909 and encodes 302 amino acids.
AUGACCCAAGCUCUACAACCGGAGUCGAGUGACGGCAUAGGAGUCAUCAACAAGCAAGAUGCGUCGCCCGUCACAGUGGCUGAUUUUGCGGCACAAGCAAUGAUUCUGCGCCAUCUGAAGGACGCCUUUCCCGACGAUUCGUUCAUCGCCGAGGAAUCCAGCGCAGCCCUUGCAGAUGAAGCCGGUUUGGCCAAUCAAGUGUUGAAAGCAUCUCAAUUGGGAGACAUGGAUGCCUUGAAGGAAAGUAUCGAUCUCGGGAAAGAGUAUGAGCAUUGGGAUGGAUCCAGUAGGCCAAGUCGCGUAUGGUGCCUUGAUCCAAUCGACGGAACCAAAGGUUUCCUUCGCGGCCGGAGAGACGGCGGGCAAUAUGCAGUUGCGCUGGCUCUCUUAGAAAGUGGAACCCCGACUAUUGGUAUUUUAGGCUGCCCUAACUUGCCGUCCGAUCCCAAGGACUUUUCAUAUGUUUGGCAGAAAGAUGAAAACCUCGAAAACAACCAACAAACACGAGGGUGUAUUUUCGUCGCCAGCAAGGAUGGGGGAUCUUUUCAGCUCCCAAUUUUACCAAAAAGUAGCUCUAAAAAAAUUGAUUCACAAGCAAAGUAUGGCAUAAUAGCACGAGCGGGAGCCGAAUACUAUGCGCGGUUGCCAGCACCUGGCUACGUGGAGUGGAUCUGGGACCAUGCGGCUGGAAAGGUUGUUGUUGAAGAAGCUGGCGGGAGCAUAACGGAUACAAAAGGUAAGGUUAUAGACUUUUCAUUGGGUGCUAAAAUGAGUGACUCUGUGCAUGGUGUACUUGCCAGCAGCGGUGGUGUUUUCCAAAGUGCUUUGUUGAACGCUUUUAUAGAGCAAGAGGCUGAACGUCAAGCAAAAAAUGCCGACAUGAAUCAAUUCCAAAAAAAGCAUUUGUAG